Molecule: messenger RNA, 2164 nt
Organism: Lutzomyia longipalpis
Lineage: Eukaryota; Metazoa; Arthropoda; Insecta; Diptera; Psychodidae
Gene: l(3)77CDf
Product: phosphatidylserine synthase
Exons: 3
Coding region: 465-1754 (429 amino acids)
Biological process (GO): phosphatidylserine biosynthetic process
Molecular function (GO): L-serine-phosphatidylethanolamine phosphatidyltransferase activity
Source: RefSeq, a predicted model, not a curated record
UAAAUGUGGACAAAGUUCGGGAAAAGUGGUCAGAACGAGGGUCAGAAAGUGCCCGAAGUGAAAAGUGACCAUAAAGCGAAAUAUCAACGAAUGGGAUUCUAUUCCACCUUCGGAGGAGCGAAGUAGAUUUUGGGAAAAUUUAGACUAAAUUCGGUGAAUUUCGCUAAAGGACUUCGUCUUGCAAGAGACAGCGCAAUAUAAAUUAACAAAGGAGUGAAAGAGAUGGGUUAUAUGGCAUAGUCAACGCCACCACGCGAUAGUCGACCAAAGUCCAACUCUGCGAAUUUGUGUGCAAGUUUUUCACAAAAGCGGGAGUUCUCUGUAGUCCACAAGCAAUUUCCCAGGAUUUUCUUGGCCCCAGCCCGCCGGGUGGAGUGAUUCUGCAUAACAAGGAAACUGCUGGAUCUUUGGGACAAAUGUUUGUUGUGUGUCUGUGUGCUGAGAGGUUGUGAAAUUACAUCAAAAUGAGACGGAAGGAGAAUGCGGAUGCCUUCCUGACAGUCAAUGAGCGUCCUGUCGACGAUAUCUCUCUGGAAUUCUUCUACAAACCCCACACAAUAACCCUUCUUGCUGUCUCCAUUGUCUGUGCCAUGUAUUUUGCAUUUGUACGCAAUGAGACGAACAUCGAAGAGAACAUCUGGGCCGGGAUUAUAUGUGUCAUAUUCUUCUUUCUCACCGUCUCCGUAAUUGCAUUCCCCAAUGGACCCUUCACCCGGCCACAUCCUGCUGUCUGGAGGAUUAUCUUCGGUCUGUCGGUACUCUACUUUCUCGGACUGCAGUUUCUUAUGUUCCAAAACUACAAGACUAUCAUGGGCAUCUUCUACUGGCUAGAUCCGGGGCUCAAGAAUUUCCACAUUAACAUGGACAAGGAAUACGGAGUUAACUGCUCAGACAUCACCGCUGAACGCAUUUGGUCACAUGUGGAUGUUUUUGCAUUGGCUCAUUUUCUCGGUUGGAUGUUCAAGGCUAUUCUCAUUCGGCACAUGGGAAUCCUGUGGGCCAUCUCAAUAAUGUGGGAAAUUACGGAGAUUGCCUUUGCACACCUCCUGCCCAAUUUUGUGGAAUGCUGGUGGGAUGCUCUCAUUCUCGAUGUAGUCGUAUGCAAUGGUGUAGGUAUUUGGUGUGGCUUGAAGUUGUGCAAAAUGCUGGAAAUGCGUGAGUAUCGAUGGAUUAGCAUAAAGCACAUUUCGAGCACAACGGGUAAGAUAAAACGAGCUGUGUUGCAAUUUACUCCGGAAAGCUGGACUGCUGUACGAUGGCUCGAUCCAAAGAGUACAUACAUGCGCUUCUUGGCUGUGUGCCAGCUUGUGAUCUUCUGGCAGGUCACAGAACUCAAUACAUUCUUCCUCAAGCAUAUCUUUGAGAUGCCACCAUCGCAUCCCGUAGUCAUUGUACGUCUCAUCCUUAUUGGCCUGUUCACAGCACCCUCAGUACGGCAAUACUAUGUCUACAUAACGGAUACGCAGUGCAAGCGCGUGGGGACACAAUGCUGGGUUUAUGGGGGUAUAAUGGUGUCCGAAGCGAUUCUCUGCAUAAAGAAUGGCAAGGAAUUGUUUGAGCGUACUCAAGCGACAAAUAUAAUUGCUUGGCUCCUCAUACAACUCUUUGUAUCCGUUGUCUUUGUCUAUGGGUACAUGCUGUGGCAUAAAUACUUCCAACAUGACACGGAUGCUACCCCCGUAAAGACCAAAACAUCACGACAGCGAAAGCGCAUCCACGAAACCGAAAACUCCUCACUACGGAAGGAUGACUAAAUUGACCCCCUGCUCUGUUCCUAUACAGCUUAAAUGGGGGCCAAAUGAACCAAAGACACCGCAACACAGCACUGAGACACGCUCAUAGGAAUUCAAGUCAUAUCCGCUUUAGUCAAAAUACCCGCGCAUCGAUUGUAGCAAAAAAAAAGUUAUAUUGUAGGUAGAGAAAUAAAGUUAAAUGGCAUUUCUCCUCUCUCUUUUAGCCAACCACCGAAUUUUCGCCAUUUUAUUCAUUACGAAAAGACAAAAGAAAAAGUUGUCGCUUCCUUCUCUCAAGGCAACUUUAACUAUAUAUAGUUUAUAGGAAUUGGUUAAGAGGGAGUGAUACCAAUCACUGUGAGAAUAAAUAUUUUACUCAAAACGCUGUAAUGAAUAUUAAAAAAUAAAUGUAUAAUGGAAACGGAGAAAAA